UGCUCCUCAAUCCUCAUAACUGGGCGACAUAUUCGAAGUUCCAACACUUCGCAAUCUCCGCCUCUCCUUUUCUCUCUCUCUUUUAAAUUAGCUACCCAGAGACACUGACACACACACACGACUCUGCCUUCGUUCCCUUCCAAUCCCAAACUCUCUCUCUCUCUCUCUCUUUGAUUUCUGUGUUUGUUUCACAUUUUCGGAUUAAAACACGAAACGCCAUGUCGCAGUCGCUCCACCUCUUCAACCAUGCAUCUACACCCAACCUCACUUUCCCCUCCAACACCAAACAAUGCUAUUCUUACCUCCCUAAACCCUCCACCACCUACAAUCGCCGCUUCCCUCUCAUCUCAAUCAGAGCCUCCUCCUCCUCCUCCUCAGAUCUCGACUCAUCUUCCCCACUCCUUGUCUCCGAUAACGGCAAAGGCGCCGUAAUAUCUCGUGAGGAGGAGUACCCGGUGGCGGCGGGUUCCAUAGAAGUGGACGCCGUCACAGAGACGGAGCUGAAAGAGAACGGGUUCAGGAGCACCCGAAGGACCAAGCUGGUGUGCACCAUCGGACCCUCCACCUGUGGAUUCGACCAGUUGGAGUCCUUGGCCGUUGGCGGAAUGAACGUCGCCCGCAUCAACAUGUGCCACGGUACCCGUGAUUGGCACCGCCAAGUCAUCCAGCUCGUUCGCAGGCUCAACGAAGAGAAAGGCUACGCCGUUGCCAUCAUGAUGGACACUGAGGGCAGUGAAAUCCACAUGGGUGAUCUCGGCGGCUCUUCUUCCGCCAAAGCUGAGGAUGGUGAGAUUUGGACUUUUAGCGUCAGAGCUUUCGAUUCAACUCUCCCAGAACGCACCAUCAAUGUGAACUAUGAUGGUUUUGCUGAAGAUGUGAAAGUGGGGGAUGACCUCCUGGUGGAUGGUGGAAUGGUGAGGUUUGAGGUGAUAGAGAAAAUUGGUCCAGAUGUCAAGUGCCGAUGUACUGAUCCUGGACUGUUGCUGCCUCGGGCUAAUUUAACUUUCUGGAGAGAUGGGAGUCUGGUGCGAGAACGUAAUGCCAUGCUUCCCACAAUUUCUUCUAAGGAUUGGUUGGAUAUUGAUUUUGGGAUUGCAGAGGGUGUUGAUUUUAUUGCUAUAUCAUUUGUCAAGUCUGCUGAAGUGAUUAAACAUCUUAAAAGCUACAUUGCUGCGCGGUCUCGUGAUGGUGACAUUGCUGUCAUUGCAAAGAUAGAGAGUAUUGACUCAUUGAAAAAUUUGGAAGAGAUCGUUCAAGCCUCAGAUGGAGCUAUGGUAGCAAGAGGAGAUCUAGGUGCUCAGAUACCACUGGAACAGGUCCCCUCGGCCCAACAAAGGAUUGUUCAAGUGUGCAGGCAGCUCAAUAAGCCAGUCAUUGUUGCCUCUCAGUUACUGGAAUCCAUGAUUGAAUACCCUACACCUACCAGAGCUGAAGUGGCUGAUGUUUCUGAAGCAGUUAGGCAGCGAGCAGAUGCUUUGAUGCUCUCUGGUGAGUCUGCCAUGGGCCAGUUCCCGGAGAAGGCAUUGGCGGUUCUGAGAAGUGUCAGUCUGAGAAUAGAGAGGUGGUGGAGAGAGGAGAAACGCCAUGAAGCUAUGGAACUCCCUGACAUUGGAUCUUCAUUUUCAGACAAAAUUUCAGAAGAGAUUUGUAGUUCUGCUGCCAAGAUGGCUAAUAAUUUGGAGGUGGAUGCACUUUUUGUCUAUACAAAGACAGGCCACAUGGCAUCUCUCCUCUCACGUUGCCGACCUGACUGCCCAAUCUUUGCGUUUACUACCACAACAUCUGUGCGGAGACGUCUGAAUUUACAGUGGGGCCUGAUACCUUUCCGUUUAAGCUUCUCUGAUGAUAUGGAAAGCAACCUUAACAAAACAUUUUCAUUGCUCAAGGCCAGGAACUUAAUCAAAUCAGGUGACCUUGUCAUUGCUGUCUCAGACAUGUUACAGUCUAUCCAAGUUAUGAAUGUUCCGUGAAAACUGGAAUUUGUUUGGAUUGCAAGCACUGUUCCUUCUAAAUCAUAAUAUCCGUCUAAACUUCUAUAUCCUUCACUAUUGGGUCCACAAGUUGCUUAGUGCUAGAAAGAAAAAGAGUGUAAUCAUGAAUCCAGUGCUCUCCUUCCUUGACUUACUCCAACAUUGCUUUUUCCAGUGGCUGCAUUAGAAUUUGAUUAGGGCUGUGAGUUAUAUUCCACUUGAGCUCUUCUAGUCUUAAGCAAGUGAGCACUAUUUGUACCCCAUGAGUAAUUUUGCAUAGGCUAUUUAUCACAAAAUGCAUUGCUGUAUGCCCGAGGUAGAUCUCCUGCACCUUUCAAUUUUUCCUUUCUGGUUUGUGAAACAAUGUAGUGCUUGUAUUAUUGUAUUCCUUUUCAGCUACUCUAAAAAAAAUUUGAAAUAUGAAUCAAGCAUAAUUUCCAGACUA
Quercus robur (English oak) is the source of this 2415-nucleotide messenger RNA. RefSeq names its product pyruvate kinase isozyme A, chloroplastic. The record is from RefSeq and is a predicted model, not a curated record. NCBI's taxonomy places the organism in Eukaryota, Viridiplantae, Streptophyta, Magnoliopsida, Fagales, Fagaceae. Gene Ontology annotation, molecular function: pyruvate kinase activity; potassium ion binding; magnesium ion binding. The coding region runs from base 219 to 1970 and encodes 583 amino acids. The transcript is spliced from 6 exons. Gene Ontology annotation, cellular component: cytoplasm; chloroplast stroma. Gene Ontology annotation, biological process: glycolytic process.